AGAAACAUCAACAAAAUGACCCAAUUUUACAUCAAAUAAAAGUCCACAAAACUUCAAACCGCACAAGAUUAAAAAAUGCUGGACCAAUCUGCAGCACGGAAAGCCUCCAGUGGCUGUGUGGGGCCCAGUUUACCAUGUGUGUUAUGUAAUGCCUUAUUACAGUGAAGCAAGGCUUUGUGUUAAUGAUCUUUGGAGUGGACAAUCCAUUUAAGGUGGAGGCUAGUAGUUGUGGAUUAACUUCCAGUUAUAAAGGUUGUCUUGCAGCAAUAAAGCAGCAUUUGACACAGUUCUCUUCCUUCAGUUUACCUCCAGUUUGAGGCGCAGACCUGUCCAGGAUGAAAGGUGUCCGGGUUGUGGUGGUGGGAGCGGGUGUGAUCGGCUUCUCUACGGCUGUCUGCAUCGCCGAGGCUCUUCCUCUUUGCUCCGUCACUCUGUUGGCUGAUAAGUUCAGUCCAGACACCACCAGCGAUGGAGCUGCUGGGAUCCUGUUUGCUGCAAAGUUUCCAGAUAUUCCCUUGGAAAGGCAAAAACACUGGUUCAAGAACAGCUUUGAUCACCUGCUGGCCAUUACUCAAUCCCAACACUCACCGGAUGCUGGAGUCAUGCUGAGCUCUGGCUGGCAGAUUUUCAAGGACGUUCCAGCCGAUAAGACGCCCUUCUGGUCAGAGUUGGUGAUCGGAUUUCGAUUUAUGACUGAUGGUGAAUUGAAAAGGUUUCCUGAUUACAAGUUUGGCCAUGCGUUCACCACCAUAAAAUGUGAAUGUUCCAGCUACCUGCCGUGGCUCGAGAAGAGGUUCAGAAAAGCCGGAGGUCAAGUGGAGCAGAGGAAGGUCAACAGUCUCCAGGAACUAAGCAACAGCUAUGAUAUCAUCGUCAACUGCUCUGGUCUGGGCUCCAAAACACUGGUGGGUGACGACAAAGUGUACCCAAUCAGAGGCCAGGUCCUCAAGAUGGAGGCCCCCUGGCUGCAGCACUUCAUCAGAGUUUCAGACGGAAAGACCUACAUCUUCCCCGGCAUACACGGCGUCACCGUAGGCGGCACGAGGCAGGAGGGGGACUGGCGACUACAAGUGGACGAAGGCGACACGAAGAGCAUCCUGGAGCGCUGCGGCGCCCUGGAGCCGUCGCUCAGCAAAGCCAAAGUCCUCAGCGAGUGGGUCGGUCUGAGGCCGAGCAGGAGGAAUCCAAGGGUGGAGAGGGAGGUGGUGCAGCUGCAGGGUCGCAGGGUUCCCGUGGUCCACAACUACGGCCACGGAGGCUGGGGGGUCACCCUCGCCUGGGGCACCGCCCUGGACGCACUGGGGCUGGUCAGGAAGUGCCUCGAUGAAAUGCCGCCGCUGGCUAAACUGUGAACUACGUCUACCACUAAAUCCUGAUGUUACUGUGUGCCGACAACACUCACCUUUAAAUAAUAACACACACGGACAGUGAGAUUUAAAUCAUUGAUCUUAAAUCUGAAGAAUUUGCAGUAGAUUAUACAUUUUAAACCUGGAGAUAAAUAAGUUAUGUAAAAAUAAUACACUUUGGUGAACGAUUGUUUGGAUGUACUGGGCUCUUUAAAUUUCUACUACAGCUGCCUUUGAGUACAGAGAUCUACUGUCAGAGAGAUGAUCAAACAUACCAACAUUUAUUAAUGUCAAAGUAGAACAGUGAAUAACAGCCUUAUUGACGUUUUUACAAUUUAUAUAUAAAAGACACAUUUAUUACUUGAAAUUAAUGAACAGGAAAUUACUGUACAUGAUUUACUGAUUUACUGUCAAACACUUGCUGGGUGGAAUGCAAUUGUUCAACCGCUAAACCUCUAACUUUCUGUCAACACUGUGCCAAUUAUACCUCUGUGUCUUAGAACUGCUGAUAGUUUACUGAGUCAACUACAUGGUGAUAUCUAGUAUUUUCCAGAGCCUCAUUAAUUGCCAUCACUACUUGCAGUUAGUGCAUAUAAUAUACAAUUUAAAACUGUUUGAAAAUGUUGAGUUACAGUAAAUUAAGCAAUGAAUAAUUUAUUAAUAAAGACUUUGUUUGAUGCAA
This is a messenger RNA of Sebastes umbrosus (honeycomb rockfish), 2028 nucleotides long. RefSeq names its product D-aspartate oxidase (gene ddo). The record is from RefSeq and is a predicted model, not a curated record. NCBI's taxonomy places the organism in Eukaryota, Metazoa, Chordata, Actinopteri, Perciformes, Sebastidae. The coding region runs from base 336 to 1352 and encodes 338 amino acids. Gene Ontology annotation, molecular function: D-amino-acid oxidase activity; FAD binding. The transcript has 4 exons.